Molecule: messenger RNA, 4526 nt
Organism: Alligator sinensis (Chinese alligator)
Lineage: Eukaryota; Metazoa; Chordata; Crocodylia; Alligatoridae
Gene: CFAP57
Product: cilia and flagella associated protein 57
Exons: 21
Coding region: 206-3763 (1185 amino acids)
Molecular function (GO): protein binding
Source: RefSeq, a predicted model, not a curated record
UGGAAACGCCUCGGAGGCUGGUGGCAGAGGAUCUCGGUCACAAGAGACCUCGUCUUUUCUUUUUACAAUUCUCUGCCCCCCGACCUGUUUCGGGGUUUUAAUUACUUCCGCACUCCUGACCUACUAGGUGUGCCUUGUGACCCAGCUGGGUUAACAGUCGCUCUCGUUCCCUUUCUGCUUUCUAGGGUCUGAAAAAAGUCAGGGGAUGUUGGCAUUGGCCAUAAGUCCAAACCGGCGCUACCUGGCCAUCUCUGAGAUGGUACAAGAGAAGCCUACUAUCACUAUCUAUGAAUUGUCAUCUGUCCCAUGCAAAAAGCGGAAAGUAUUGAAUUCAUUUGAUUUCCCUGUUGAGCAAUUUCUCAGCCUGGCAUUUUCUCCUGAUUCUAAGUAUCUAGUUGCUCAGACAGGACCCCCUGAAUCCAACCUUGCCUACUGGAUGUGGGAGAAGCAGAGACUGAUGGCAAUUGUCAGAGCUGACACCCAGAACAACCCUGUGUACCAGGUGAGCUUCAAUCCCCAAGAUAACACUCAGAUUUGUAUCACUGGGAAUGGCAUUUUUAAACUUUUCAGAUAUAUAGAAGGAGCCUUGAAACAGACUAACUUUCAAAGGGGAGAGCCACAAAACUACUUGUCCCAUGCCUGGCUCUCUGAGGAAAGGGUUAUAGUUGGCAGUGAUAUGGGCAAACUCUUUCUUUUUGAAUCUGGAGAUCUGCGCUGGGAGACAAAUAUCGAGUGUAAAAAAUCUCCCAGUGAAAUCGAAAAGGAUGAGCUGCCCAAAGACUCUGAGAGUCUCCUUGAAUUUGUUACUGGCAGUUCCCCAGAUCUUGCCAAUGAAAUGGUCCUUGAAGGUGAUGUCCCACAGCAGGUUUCACUGCCUCGCAUCUCUGCCAUUGCAGUUUAUUCCAAAGGCUUUGCGUGCUCAGCUGGGUCAGGAGUUGUUCUGCUGUUUGAGAAGACUGAAGAUAAAGAAGGUUAUAGGGAGAUCCGAGAAAUACGGAUUCCUCAAGAUCAGCAGAGCAGUGACCCAAAUCAGUCAGACAAGCAGGAUAUUAAAUGCAUGUGCUUCAGUCCCUCAGAAGAAAUACUGCUUAUUAGCACAAGUAAAAAUCAGCUUUACACCUUUACCCUGUCCUCAACUGAGAUAAUGAAGGGGGAGCACUUUGUGUACCUAAGUUUUCCAUUGCAUUCUGCUGCUGUCACUGGACUGGCCACCUGUAUCCGCAAACCCCUUGUUGCUACCUGUUCCCUGGACAGAUCUGUUCGCAUCUGGAACUACGAAGCCAACACUUUGGAGCUGUAUAAGGAGUACCAGGAGGAGGCGUAUGCAGUCUCUCUUCACCCCACUGGCCUUUAUAUUGUGGUUGGGUUUUCUGACAAACUGCGCCUUAUGAACCUGCUAAUUGAUGACAUCCGUACUUUUAAGGAAUUCACUGUGAGAGGGUGCAGAGAGUGUGUCUUCAGUAAUGGGGGACAUCUUUUUGCUGCAGUUAAUGGAAAUGUGAUUCACAUCUACUCUACCACCAGUUUUGAAAACAUUAAUAAUCUGAAAGGACACAAUGGGAAGGUGCGCUCAGUCAUGUGGAGUGCGGAUGACAACAAACUGAUUUCCUGUGGCACAGAUGGUGCUGUGUAUGAAUGGAGUUUGUUGACAGGUAACAGGGAGUCAGAGUGUGUGCUCAAGACCUGCAGCUACAGCAGUGUUGCCAUUUCGCCUGAUGCCAAAAUCAUCUUUGCUGUUGGAUCUGACCAAACACUCAAGGAAAUUUCAGAUUCUUCGAUCCUGCGUGAAGUGCCUACUUUUGAUGUUGUUUAUACUGCAAUAGUUGUGUCUCAUUCUGGGCGUAUGGUAUUUGUUGGCACUUCCAUGGGAACCAUCCGAUCUAUGAAAUACCCCUUGCCUUUACACAAGGAAUUCAAUGAGUACCAGGCCCAUGCUGGGCCCAUUACCAAGAUAUCUAUAACUUGUGAUGACCAGUUUCUGUUGACUGUCUCAGAGGAUGGCUGCUUGAUUAUCUGGAAGGUAUAUGAUAAAGAAGGGCGGGGCCUGAAACGAGAAAGGGAAGUAGGAUAUGCUGAUGAGGUGCUGAUCACUAAAGCAGACAUGGAAGAGAAGACUCUAGUCAUGAAGGAACUGAAAUCUCGUGUGGAAGAACUGCAAAUGGAAAAUAUGUACCAGCUGCGUCUCAAGGACAUGAGCUACAAUGAGAAGAUAAAGGAAUUAACUGAGAAGUUCAUUGAGGAAAUGGAGUCCCUUAAAAUAAAAAAUCAGGUUUUAAAGGCAGAAAAAGAAAAGUUGGAGCUGCAGCACCAGGAGCAGUUUUCUGAGCUGAUGGAGAAGCAGGCCAGGGAGGUGCAGGACCUAGAAUCUGGCAACAGCCAGAAACUCUUGCUGGAAUAUGAAAAAUACCAGGAGCUGCAAAUGAAAUCACAGCGGAUGCAGGAGGAGUAUGAGAAGCAGGUGCAUGAUAUGGAGGAGAGCAAAAACCAGGCCUUGGAGGAGCUAACAGAAUACUAUGAGGCAAAACUACAUGAAAAAUCUGCUUUGCUAGAGGAGGCACAGGAUGAUGCCAGGCAGCAGCUGCGAGAGUUUGAAGAAACUAAGAAACAGAUUGAAGAAGAUGAAGAUCGGGAAAUCCAGGAGAUCAAGAUCAAGUAUGAGAGACGACUUCGGGAAGAGAGAGAAUCAAAUCUUCGAUUGAAAGGAGAAACGGGGAUCAUGAGGAAAAAGUUCAGCAGCCUCCAGAAAGAGAUUGAAGAGCGUAGCAGUGACAUUGAAGCAAUGAAAAUAGAACAGCAGAAGCUGCAAGGCAUCAUUAAGUCAUUAGAGAAAGAUAUCUUGGGACUGAAGAGAGAGAUUCAAGAGAGGGAUGAGACCAUUCAGGACAAGGAGAAGCGGAUCUAUGACCUAAAAAAGAAAAACCAAGAGUUAGAAAAGUUCAAGUUUGUAUUAGAUUAUAAAAUAAAGGAGCUGAAGAAGCAAAUAGAGCCAAGGGAGAAUGACAUCAGAGCUAUGAAGGAACAGAUCCAUGAGAUGGAGGGGGAGCUGGAAUGUUUCCACAAGCAGAACACACAGCUUGAGCUAAAUAUCACAGAGCUACGGCAGAAGCUAAAGGCCACUGACCGCGAGAUGCACAAGGAGAGGCAAAAGGAGCGAGACAUGGAAGCUCUUGUCAAGCGGUUUAAAACAGAUCUUCACAACUGUGUGGGCUUCAUUCAGGAGCCCAAGAGACUGAAGGAGGGAAUCCGGGAGCUCUACACCAAAUAUGUGCAGCAGGCAGACAUGGUAGAGAUUGUGGGGGUGGACACAGAUCUGCAGCAGGAGUACACCCGGCAACGAGAGCAUCUUGAGAGGAAUCUGGCAACACUGAAGAAGAAGGUGGUAAAGGAAAGUGAAAUCCACCGAGCUGAUUAUGUGAGGAUCAUGCAGGAAAAUGUGAGUCUGAUUAAGGAAAUUAAUGAACUACGAAGAGAACUGAAGGUGACCCGCACCCAGGUACAUGACCUCCAGUCAGCACUUGGACUAACCAGGAAAAAACAAGGGAUCUCAAAUACAGUUCCAUCUGGUGAAUUGCUGCCCAGUCCAGGUGUGCUGAGGCUGAAUCUGGAGAAGGAAACAGAGAAAAUCAUAAAAAUGCAGCAGCUGGAAAUCAAACGCCUUCAAGACCAAAUCCAAGGGCAGGAACAAGGCUUUGUGGUUCGCCCUCUCUCAGGUCGGAGGCUUCCCACACUGGAGACAGAGAGCGAGGAGCUACCGCCACAAUGACCUGACCUAAUGGAACCUUGCACCAUUGCAGUCUUUCACUGGAUACGCUCUGCAACACAGACUGGACUUCUCUAGUCUUCUCUGUCUUGUCUGAGCAAAAACCUCCCUCACUCAAUCCUCAUGAUGAAAUCUCCCACAUGCACCCUGUAUGUUGGAGCUGGCCUCCUCAAUAAAGACCUACCAAUCUCCUAAAAAUGCAUGUGCUUGAUAUCCCUUCUAUAGGAGGGGGGGGGAACAGAACAAUGCAAAUGCAGACAAAUCUGUCUGUCAUCUUCCUGCAAGAUGUGCAGGUCUCUGGAGGAACUGGAGGGCACUGGAGAAUCAGAGGUCCCAAGUAUUUAAACACCAUCAGGUGAAGUGGUAGGAUUCACGGUUGGCCCCUGCCAGUACCCACGUGAUCCACAAGAACAAGAUGUGGGAAAAGGAACAGCAAAACGUGCCUCAAGCACUGAUCCAAACCAUUAGUUAAAAUCUGUUGCCCAGCCAUAGUGACUUUAUCAAGCAUCCAGCAAAACUGACCCAGAGCCUUGUAGGCUAGUAUCCAGGUAUGUCAGCUCGCUCACUGCAGUGCUACAAAUUCUGUGGCUAAGGCCUCAUGCCUUUUCUCUCCUAAUCUGUCUCCCAGCUCUCUCAGUGCCUUCCUCCCAACACCUGGAACCCUGUUCUGUUCCAUUGCUUGUUCCAGGUCUCCUAAAUGUCACUUCAUAGUGUAACCCCAUCUUUUACAAAAUGCUGUCAUACCCUACCUCUGAAUAAAAAAGAA